GACUUCCUUCCGUUUUGAAUAUAACAUAUCGUGGCACUGUUACUGCUCCUCAAUAAAUACACUCUAAUUCUAAUCUGCAUCGUUCUGCCAUGUCUGCUAAUAUGUUAAAUGAAGUACUAAUUGCAUACCAUCUCCAUUUAUAGACAAUCGUGACAUUCUUAUUGAAUUCUACGCUUGGUAAACCUAUUGGAUCUAUAUCGGCCAUAUUGGGAUUACUAAUCUUUUAUAAUUGUGGAUUAUUUAGACCAAACUCAACUGAACACGCAAUAGCCUGAAGAGUUAAGUAACGUCCCUUAUUUUCUUUAUCUGUGUGUAAUUAACUUAUUAACUGUUAAUGGUUAUAUAAACUUUAGACGUAAUAUUUUGUUGCUAAUUUUUGUUAUCAUACGUUUUGGUCCACCACAAUUAUUUGGUGAGCCCUAGUAUUUUAUUAUCUCGCAUUUAUCCCAUUGUUAUAUUGUUUAUUCGCUCAUUGUACGACACUUUUGCUCAUUUUUAACCUAAUGUACUCCCCACCUAAGCUUAGUGAUUUGGAUCCUGUUCCAGUAACCACUCAUAGUUCAUCAUCUAACUUUACCGACUGUACAUUCAGUCCAGUCAACGCCAUUUCUGAAUUUAAGCUUCCACCAUAUGGAGUAAAUAAUCCUAGAAUCUGGUUUGCUCAAAUUGAAGCCUUAUUUCAGUCCAGGGGCGUACGUUCCCAAGCUUCUAAGUACGCUUAUGUAGUUGGCUCACUCCCGAUCGAAAUUGCGGCCGAAGUAGGAGACCUUAUCGACCAGGUUCCGGAAACCGAGCCGUAUGAUAAAUUAAAAGCGGCUUUAAUUCAGCGAACAACAGUCUCAGAUGAGACAAGAUUACAACAACUUUUGAAUGCAUGUGAUCUGGGAGACAGAAGACCUUCCCAACUACUCCGACACAUGAAACAACUUGCAGGCCCUUAUAAACUAGACGAAGCCCUCCUCAAACAUAUGUGGUUCAAUCGAUUACCACGCAGUGUCAGACAAAUCCUAAGUGCCUUGGGGAAGUCCUCCUCUCUCGAUGAUUUAGCUGAUAUGGCGGAUAAGGUAAUGGAAGUCUGCCAUGAUAAUCACUAUAUAAAUACGAUGCAACCGUAUGGAGCAGCUGAUGUCAGUUACUUAAACUCUAUUCAAAGACAGUUAUCUCAAUUGACGAAUCAACUUGAGUCCCUUCAAACCACUGUAGCAACGGUUCAGGCCAAACAAGUAAGACCCCUUUUCAGACAGAGAUCACGCUCUAGACCACGAUCCCGUUCACCUAAACGAACUUCCGAAAUUUGUUGGUAUCAUACUAAAUUCGGCACAAAAGCACGGCGUUGUACACGCCCAUGUGCAUUCCCCUCACCCACCACUGAUAACCAGGGAAACGGUCCGGCCAGGCAGUAAUGGCGGCGCCUGACUCUGGCCACAACUCAAGCCGUCUAUUUCAUGUCAGGGAUCGUAUUUCGGGCUCGGAUUUUCUAAUCGAUACUGGAGCCGAAAUAAGCAUACUCCCACUUCAUCUAUCCCGACGACGGCACUCCCAACACGCUAAAUUAUCAUUAGUGGCAGCAAACAAUUCUAUUAUUAAAACGUAUGGCGAGCAAUCACUCAUCUUAGACAUCGGUCUCCGUAGACGUUUUACAUGGGUUUUCAUCGUCGCUGAAGUUAAACAACCCAUCCUUGGAGCUGAUUUUCUUAGUAACUACAAUCUCCUUGUCGACAUGAGAAAAAAGAAACUUAUCGACGUGAAUACAAGUCUACAGGUCAACGGAACAAUCACCUGCAAUUAUGAAACUUAUGGUGUCCGAUUGCUUAGACCUGAUAGUCAAACUUUUGCCGAUCUUCUAUCGAAGUAUGAAUGUAUAACAAAAGCCGAUUAUCAAACUGAAAACUCCACACACCAUGUUCAACAUACUAUCACUACAACUGGUCCACCUAUCUGCGCCAAGGCGAGGAGACUACCACCCAAUAAGUUGCAGUCCGCUAAAAGAGAAUUUGAACAUAUGAUGCAACUAGGGAUAAUCCGACAGUCUAAUAGCCCUUGGGCCUCGCCACUGCACAUGGUUCCCAAAAAAGAUCAAGAUUGGCGCCCUUGUGGAGAUUAUAGGCGUCUGAAUAAUCAGACAGUUCCAGACAGAUACCCUAUUCCUCAUCUACACGAUUUUUCACUAAACCUGCACGGUAAACUGAUUUUUUCAAAACUAGACCUAGUCAGAGCUUAUCAUCAGAUCCCAGUGGCACCUGAGGAUAUUGAAAAAACAGCCGUAAUCACACCUUUUGGGUUGUUUGAAUUCUUGAGAAUGCCAUUUGGGCUUAAGAAUGCUGCGCAAACAUUCCAACGAUUUAUGGAUGAAGUCACGCGAGGUUUAGAUUUCGUAUUUGUUUACAUCGAUGACGUCCUAAUCGCUAGCUCUUCCUUGGAAGAACAUCUUCAGCACUUACAGACCCUCUUUGAGCGUUUCAAAAGUUAUGGCGUCGUGAUUAACCCCUCAAAGUGCAUAUUUGGUGUUUCAGUGUUGGAGUUCCUCGGUCAUUACAUAGACUCUCAGGGAAUUAAACCCCUUCCACAGAAGGUAGAAGCCAUAAUCAACUACCCUGAGCCUACUUCUGUUAAGGCACUACGUCGUUUCCUGGGAACAUUAAAUUUUUAUCGACGAUUUCUGCCCAAUUGUGCUGAUGUCCUACAACCCUUAACAGACCUGCUGAAAGAGGAUAAAGCGAGUAGCAAAAAUAAGAACCAACUAUUCCACUUACCCUCUGACGCCAAAAUAGCAUUUGAAAAAGCCAAAAACUUGAUCGCCGACGCAACUAUGCUACAACACCUAAACACUGACCCCCAAACGCAUCUGAUCUUGUGUACAGACGCAUCUCAAAAAGCUGUAGGGGCAGUGCUACAACAACGAGUUAAUAACAUGAUUAAACCAAUAGCUUUUUUCUCUAAACGGUUAUCACCCGCUCAAGAGCGGUACAGCACAUUUGGACGAGAACUUUUAGCCAUGUACCUAGCUGUUAAACACUUCAAUUUUUUACUACAGGGUCGUGACUUCACUAUUAUGACGGACCAUAAACCCCUGUGUUUCUCAUUUAAUACGUCAUAUGAUAAACAUUCUCCACGAGAAGCGAGACAACUCGAUUAUAUCUCGCAAUUUACAACAGACAUUCAGUUUAUCAAGGGUCAUACCAAUAUUGUCGCAGACGCACUGUCUAGAAAGGAUAUUAAUAUGACGGUACUUAACCAUGACAUCAAUCUUGAAACCUUAGCCAAGUUACAAGCAGACGAUGCAGAAUUGAAGGUCUGUAGAGAAAAGUCUAGCUUGAAUCUCAGAUCGGUACCCAUUCCUUUCUCAGAUGCAUCCAUUAUUUGUGACACUUCAACAGGCAAUAAUCGCCCUUUUGUCCCUCAGGUUUGUCGACUAAAGUUAUUCCAACACUUACAUGGACUCUCGCAUCCAGGUAUCAGAGCCACCACAAAGCUGAUCACCGAACGUUUUGUCUGGCCCAAAAUUAACUCCGAUAUAAAACGAUGGGCACGAAACUGCAUACAAUGUCAGCGGAGUAAGGUCCAGAGACACACAAUCAGCCCAAUUGGGGAAUUUCAUACCCCCGACAGACGUUUUCAACAUAUUCACUUGGAUUUAGUUGGGCCCCUGCCACCGUCAAACUCUUUCACUCACAUUCUCACUGUGGUGGACAGGUUCACUCGAUGGGCGAUUGCAUGCCCCAUCAAAGACACUUCAGCUGAAACUGUAGCAUCAGUUUUUCUCGACCGAUGGAUAUCGAACUACGGAGUACCUGCAAUUAUCACUACUGAUCGUGGCCCCCAAUUUCAAUCCAUUUUAUUUCAGGAAUUCACCAGACUACUUGGGGUCAACCACAUCAAAACAACGGCUUAUCAUCCAGCAGCUAAUGGCAUGGUUGAAAGAUUUCAUCGCCAAUUGAAAAGCUCGCUGACGACUCAAGCUGAUCCUACCAAAUGGAGCGAUGCCUUACCACUCGUACUCCUGGGUAUUCAUUCCACUAUUAAAGAAGACAUUGGGUGCACUGCUGCCGAAUUAGUCUACGGUACGACAUUAACAUUACCAGGCCAAUUAGUCAAUUGCGAAUCUACAACGCUAGGGGAUUCUUCCCGUUUUGCAAGCCGCUUAUUACAGACGAUGCAGAAUAUUAAACCAAUACCCCCUCGACAACAUAACAACCGGGUGCAAUUAGAUAAAAACCUUGAAACCUGCAAAUUCGUUUUCGUUCGAGUUGACGCUGUCAAAAAGCCAUUAAAACCACCAUACGAAGGUCCCUAUAAAGUAACCAAACGUACUCCCAAACAUUUUAUUAUCAUUCGAAAUGGGAACAAAGAAACUAUUUCCAUUGAUAGAAUUAAACCAGCGUUUUACGAACCGACUCACCUUAAAGAAGUUAACAUCGAUGAACAACAACCUCUCCUUUCUGUUCCUGAGAAGCCAAGCGAAGAGGACAAGUUUCAUCUUAAACCGUCUAUAACUCGUUCCGGUAGGUUGGUAAAGAAACCUAAGCGCUACGUACAUUUCGCCGACUAAUGAAAAUCGAUUCAAUUACAAGCACUUUAUUGUUGUUACUCAAUUUUCUAAUAAAAGCUAUUUAUUUUCCUUACAUGCACAUUUAAUAAUUACAUUUAUUUAUUAUCACUAGUUUUGCCAAUUUUUUUUUUAAUAGGAAAAAUUGCCAUAGUAAUAAACGAGUGAAUGCAAACCAACUAUUCAUUAAAUUCAUCCAUUUUUUUUAAAAUAUUUUAUGACUCUAGUAACAGUUUCGCACAUUUUAUUAUUAUUAUUAACAAACCAAAACUUUUUAAUGCUCGUUUUUCAGUUUCAUUUUGCGUAGCAUAGCCUAUAGUAUUAACGUGUCAUUUAUUCCUAUCUCCACAAUUUUUUUUUUCCGUUAUUACAGUAAAUACUAUUUUAUGUAAAUUUAUACACAAUAUUUCUCAAUUUUUGUUCAUAUUAUAAUCAGUGUUACCUCCGGACACUCUGGGGGGAGCUAUGUGGAGAUAGGACCAUAAAACCUAUUUUGUAAAUAAUUUUUCAUAGUUUACGCAUGUAUUUUCAUAUUCUGUACAUUUAGCAUUAAACAAUUGUACUUGUUGUUUAAGUGUAUUACUUUGAAGACUUGUAAUUUGACUUCCUUCCGUUUUGAAUAUAACAUAUCGUGGCACUGUUACUGCUCCUCAAUAAAUACACUCUAAUUCUAAUCUGCAUCGUUCUGCCAUGUCUGCUAAUAUGUUAAAUGAAGUACUAAUUGCAUACCAUCUCCAUUUAUAGACAAUCGUGACAUUCUUAUUGAAUUCUACGCUUGGUAAACCUAUUGGAUCUAUAUCGGCCAUAUUGGGAUUACUAAUCUUUUAUAAUUGUGGAUUAUUUAGACCAAACUCAACUGAACACGCAAUAGCCUGAAGAUGGCGUAACUGAUGUGACAGCAGCUCUUCUCUCAGUCAUCUGUACUGUUUUGAUCAUCAAAUGUGACGAAAAGCGAAAAGCAAAAGCUCUCACAGAACAAAAUGCCACAAAACACAGUCAAGCAAAUCUUUAUACACGUCAAAUGAAUUUACUUAUUACAGUUUUCGCUGUAUCAAUCAUAAUGUUAAUGGUGAAUCGUUCAGUGGUCGGAGUAGCUUAUCGAUUUCAACUACCAACUGCGAAUAUUCUAAUUUAUAUCGGUAAAUGUUUGGUGCUUUGAAUUUUAUCAUGAAUAAAUACAUCUAUCAAUCACUCGAACCCAAUUAAACACGACUGAAAUGAUGAUAGUUGUUAUUGUUUUACUAAUGAAUUGGAUAUAAUUAUAAUUAAAUCAGUCAUAUUAAUUUAU
This is a messenger RNA of Schistosoma rodhaini, 5834 nucleotides long. Lineage: Eukaryota; Metazoa; Platyhelminthes; Trematoda; Strigeidida; Schistosomatidae. The record is from the annotation of a GenBank genome assembly.